Molecule: messenger RNA, 2234 nt
Organism: Anastrepha ludens (Mexican fruit fly)
Lineage: Eukaryota; Metazoa; Arthropoda; Insecta; Diptera; Tephritidae
Product: uridine-cytidine kinase-like 1
Exons: 9
Coding region: 272-2170 (632 amino acids)
Cellular component (GO): cytoplasm
Molecular function (GO): ATP binding; kinase activity
Source: RefSeq, a predicted model, not a curated record
CAUUUCUUUAUUUAUUUCGUACGAAUUACGAAUUGUACCGCGUGCCGAAUUGUAUAAAAGAAAUGUCGGUAUCUUCGUCCACACAGGGAAAACAAGUUAAAUUCUACCCUUCCAGCUCAGCCAGUUCCGAUAGAAAACAUCAAAUUUUAAUUAUCCUUCAGUUAUUUUCUGUAUUGUGCAAUUGCAAUUGUUUGGCUGUUUUGCACUGUUUGCUAGGAAUUUCACCUCUGAAACUGAUGAAUAUUUAACGUUGUGGUGAAAUCUGAAGCUUAUGGUUCCUCAAUCAAAUUUAAGCAUCAUGAGUGGAAAAGUGACUGUGGCACAUAAUGGAGUGGAUUGCAAUAUCGAUAUCAAGAAGAAGUUUGACAGCAGCACAAAGAUGACUCCAAACAAGCAGCCUGUGAAGAAAUUACCGUCAGUAACCAUAUCUUCAGCAUCAGUAUCUAAAUCAUCCACGUCGUCAUCGUCAUCUUCUUCGCCUACAUCAUCGCAUUUAUCGUGCACAACCGAUAGUGGCAUUGGUAGUCUCAUUGAUGAUCGUCCAGACUUGACGGAGCAACUAUAUAUUGAUCCUAAUCUAUAUGUGGAUAUUGGCAAUGGGGAGUACUGUUGCCCGGCGUCACCCACCACUGUGCCCGGUCGCAUUGUUUCAUCGAAUUCGCUAGAGUCGCCGGCACGCACAACUACGCCAACACGUCCGGCGCGUCGUCAACGCACUACGUCGGUAAAUAGCCAAUCGACCACCGCUAAUCCGGCUGAGUGCAUCAUACGUGCCAAUAAUCGCACAAUAUACACAGCUGGACGUCCGCCGUGGUAUAAUUGUGCCGGUCAGCAAGUGGAACCAUUUGUUAUUGGAGUGUGCGGUGGCAGCGCAUCGGGCAAAACAACAGUAGCACAAAAAAUUAUUGAGAGCUUGAGUGUGCCAUGGGUAACACUGCUCUCGAUGGACUGUUUUUACAAGAUAUUAACAGAGAAACAGCAUGAGCAAGCGUUAUUGAACGAAUAUAAUUUUGAUCAUCCAGACGCAUUUGAUAUAGACUUAUUGGUGGAGGUGUUGACGAAACUAAAGGAGGGUCGCAUGGUGGAGGUGCCCAUCUAUAAUUUUGUAACACAUUCACGUGAAUCAAAGACUAAAACUAUGUAUGGCGCAAAUGUCAUAAUAUUUGAAGGCAUUUUAGCAUUUCACAGCACAGAAGUACUUAAACUUUUAGAUAUGAAAGUGUUUGUUGACACCGAUGCAGAUAUACGUUUAGCAAGGCGUCUCAAAAGAGACAUUUCUCAACGUGGGCGCGAUCUCAGUGGUGUACUUAAACAGUAUUUGAACAUGGUCAAACCUUCCUAUGCCAAUUAUAUUGCACCAACAAUGGCGCAUGCCGAUAUCAUUGUACCACGCGGUGGCGAAAAUAAAGUAGCCAUACAUCUCAUAGUUCAACAUGUACAUACACAGUUGCAAUUGCGUGGUUUCAAAUUGCGUGAAACAUUAGUGAAUUCCUAUAAGGACCAACCUAUGCCAGACUCGCUACACCUACUGCCACCGACACCACAAAUUAAAGGGCUGCACACUUUUAUACGCUGUCGCAGCACUUCCAGAGACGAAUUCAUAUUUUAUUCUAAGCGUCUUAUACGCUUGGUUAUUGAAUAUGCAUUGAGUCUUUUUCCAUUCAAAACAACAACUGUGGAAACACCACAAGGCGUGCUCUAUGAAGGAAAACGCAUGGGUUCUCGCAAAAUAUGCGGCGUAUCAAUUCUGCGUGCCGGUGAAACAAUGGAGCAGGCUGUAUGUGAUGUUUGCAAAGAUAUUCGCAUUGGCAAGAUACUCAUACAAACAAAUCAAAAUACUGGCGAGCCCGAGCUGUAUUAUUUACGCUUACCUAAAGAUAUAAAAGAUUAUAAAGUAAUAUUAAUGGAUGCCACGGUGGCAACGGGUGCUGCUGCUAUGAUGGCAUUGCGUGUGUUACUGGAUCAUGAUGUGCCCGAAGAGAAUAUAAUAUUAGCUUCGUUGUUGAUGGCUGAAAUUGGUGUACACUCGAUUGCGUAUGCUUUCCCGAAAGUGAAAAUUGUGACCUCAGCACUGGAUCCAGAGGUGAAUGAUAAAUUUUACGUGAUACCCGGUAUUGGUAAUUUCGGCGAUCGCUAUUUCGGUACCGAACCUUCUGAUGAUUACCUUUAGCCAUUUUAGCUUAAGAGAAUGACUUCAUAUAAUACAGAAUGAGAAAUAAAAAAUAUGAACUGAG